UAACUCUCCUCUUCACUCAGUUCACAAACAACAAGCUUUUUCUUCACUAGUUUUACUCUGUCAAACCUAGUUUCUCCUCGUUGAUGACGAUGAGGGCCGUGGUGGUGGCAGUGGCAAUGAUAAUCUUGAUUGUACUGUCGGUCAUGCCGAUGAGUGCUAGGGCUAUUAUUGACUUUCAUCUGUUAAGAGAAAUGGCUACAAAAAACAAUGUGACUUGUAUUUUAGUGUUUGGAGAUUCAAGUGUUGAUCCCGGGAAUAAUAAUCGCUUACCUCAGGCGUCAAAGGGAAACUUCCCACCUUAUGGGAAGAGCUUGUUUAAUGGCCACCCAACUGGAAGGCUCAGUAAUGGAAGACUUGCCACUGACUUCAUUGCGGAGGCACUUGGCUAUACAAACAUAAUAAAAGGGUUUCUGGAUCCAACAAUCAAGAACGUAGACGUACUUCAUGGUGUUAGUUUUGCAUCCGCAGGUACCGGUUAUGACGAACUCACAGCCAAUCUCUCGAAUGCAAUAUCUCUUAGGAGACAGUUGGAGUAUUUCAAGCAUUAUAAGAUUCACCUGAGACAACUAGUGGGAGUGAAGAAGGCUGAAGAAAUAAUCAGAAAUGCAGUAUUUGUACUAAGCAUGGGCACAAAUGACCUUCUGCAGAACUAUUACAGAGAACCUAUUCGUUCCCCACAGUUCAGUGUCAAACAAUACCAAAAUUUCUUGAUCUCUAACAUGUUUCAUGCUGUUCAGGAAAUGAAUAAGAUGGGAGCAAGAAGAUUGGCAGUAGUGGGGCUAGCCCCAUUUGGUUGUGUGCCACUAGUGAAGACACUAAAGGACACCUCUAAAUGUGACGACGAAUAUAAUGAAGUAGCAUUCUCUUUUAAUUCCAAGUUAAAAGACAAGUUGUCUACCAUAAAGUCUUCAUUAGGGAUGCUCACCGCCUAUAUUGAUACCUACUCUGUCAUUGCCAGGGUUAUCAAAAACCCACACAAAUAUGGUUUCAAGGUGACAACAAAGGGAUGUUGUGGGUCGGGGUUGAUAGAAUACAGCUAUUCAUGCAAGGGUUUGGGUACAUGUGCUGAUCCAACAAAGUACAUAUUCUGGGAUGCAGUUCAUCCUACAGAGAAGAUGUAUGAAAUUCUUGCCGGUGAGGCUAUCAAAUCUAUUGCUUAUUAUAUUUCCACCAAGGGUUAAGGUUAAUGUGUGCCUUUUCUUGCUAUGAAUGCUUUAGAAUGUUGAUUAGUAGAAGAGAUGUUGUUUUAUUACGUUUGAUUAGUAUAAAACUAGGGCUUGGUUUGUCAUGUAUUGGACCUUUUGGCCCCAUCAACUGGCACUGCAAUCUGGUUUAAUGUUCUGUUUUUGGAUUUGGUUUGUCUAGUGUAUUGUGCAUGAAAGGCUAUAUAAAGCCGUGUUGAUGUAUUGUAAUGUAUUGUAACCAGAGAAUCGAUGAAUAAAUAAAAACAAGGUAGAGUGAUUUCAUA
Messenger RNA from Camellia sinensis, 1468 nucleotides. RefSeq names its product GDSL esterase/lipase At5g45950. The record is from RefSeq and is a predicted model, not a curated record. NCBI's taxonomy places the organism in Eukaryota, Viridiplantae, Streptophyta, Magnoliopsida, Ericales, Theaceae. Gene Ontology annotation, molecular function: hydrolase activity, acting on ester bonds.